CUGGAGGCAAUAAAAAAGUGAGGCUGGAUGUUAAUCCAGAGAGGAGUUGCCGACUUUCUCAGGCAUUGCUCCCUGUUGCACGCCUAUUGCUCAUAUCCUCCAGGGACGUGCCGCCCUCCCUGCGCCUUCCACCCCUUUCUGCCGCUCUGGAUCCUUUACAUGGACACUCCCUUCCCUCUUUCACCAUCCGCUCGCUCCCCUCCCUUUUCUUUCUUCCUCUUACUUUGUCCAAGUUGUGCCUCUGUGCCCUCAGCCCUCCCUCCCUGUCUUUACCUCCAUUUCUUUUGCUGAAGGGACGUCUGCGGCCCAACUGCUCCUCCUAGUGUCUUAAUAGAGACAUUGCAUGUAGGAUUCGCGUUACAUGAAUCAUUUUUGGUCCUUUGUUUUCAUAUUUCCAAAGAUUUAAUUUUGUCUGCAGACCGAAAAUGAGACUUGGAACAAGUUCACUUUGCAGUGUCUCAAAAGCUGAUAUGGAUAGUAAGCAUAAAGGACAACAUGAAUACAACUGAAUAUAGGCACUUAUAUCUUUAUUAAAGUAAACUUUGUACAUCUGGAUAACAGUAGAUGGCGCUGUAAUAUUAGUCUAUUUAAUCAAAUGGCUGCUACUGAAUGAUUUGCUGAGUCCCUCUCUACUGAUACAGACUUUUGUUUUCCUGUUUUAGUACGGGACUGGCCAUUGAUGUAUAUUAAAUUUAGAAAAUAUUAAAAGGCAACAUUUUAUAACCACUUGUAAUUCUUUGCAUUUUCCUUCCAAACAGGCAAACUUUCUUGUAAUCUUUAAAUUGUCUUAGUUCGUAGUGUUAUUCGGUAAAUAACGACACUUUUAAUGCAAAGUUGACACUUUUAAUGGACUUUUUAUGCAACUUUGCAUUAAAAGUGUCGUUAUUUACUGAAUGACACGUCAUGACGACAAUCAUAAAAAUUCAAGAAGACUCCUUCUUUUUCAUAACAUGCGUUAUGUCAGUCUUAUGCGCAAUCUUUCAAAUAAAGUGUACGUACAUUUUUAAUUAUUAGUGAAAAAUAAAAAAAUUAUUUAUCUGGUGUGAUGCUGUGGUGAUAGCUGCAUAAUUUUCCUUCCACUUCAAUAUAGUUUAUGUGUUUGUGAUGGUAUAUUUGUUGCAAAAUGCUUUGUAGUUUGAAGUGAUGUGACAAAAUACUUUAAGCCUGUAGCAACAGCAGUUUAAUGACGAAUAUUGAAUCAUUGUGUCUGUUUUUAAAAUGUUGAAAAACCUGGAAAUAUGUCAGGGCAACUCAGAGUACAAUUGAGUAAAAACCAAAAACCAAGCAGCAGAUCAAACAUCUGAAUAAUAAUUGCAAAAUAAAUAUCAGUCAAAAUAAAAAGACUGCAUGAAAAUCGAAACAAUGUACACAUAUAAAGGUUUAUUUAUCUGUGUAAUUAACAUCUCUAACGCAUUUUUCCUGAGUCAUUACUGAAUGUUUGGCGAUAACUAAAAGUUAAUAUUCAUCUUUUCCCAGAUGGGGGCGCUGUCGUCCUAUUAGUCUCCUCAUUUGAGAGGAGAAAACUACAAGAAAAUAAUUUCUUCAUCUCAUACCAUGCAUUACUGUUGAUGUAUUUACUCUGCAACAGGUUUAAACGCUCAAAGAUGAGCUACACCUUUUUACCUUCCGCACUGCUGUCUCAGUGUAACGCACACACCAAAACUUUGAUGUUUCUCACUGAGAUCAUUGAGAGUAAACAAUGAUCUCCGCAAACGUGUAUGGCAAAUUAUUUCGGAAGUAUGAAACUGCUAAAUAAACGAGGAUCCAACCUGUUAAUGUGAGUAUUUGUAAAGUUGUCCUUUUCCUUCUUUUUUUGAGCAAAACAGCCGGGAGGAGCUCAUUACCAGCAGCUCUUUAUGGAUGGUUUUGAUCGGUUUCUCUAGGCUUCGGGGGCCUCCCAUUCAAAUCCUCCUUUGGCCGAGUGGAUGCGGUCUUUAUAGAGAGGCACUGAGUCGGAUCAAAGAGCUGCUCUGCAGGUUCACCACCCACCGACCCGCCUGCAGUUUGUCUUAUAGACCCGGUUAUGAAUUGAGGAGAGCUCGCUUCAGCACGCCUUUUCUUUUUCUCCUGACCGUCUGUCUGUGAAUGUGUAGGGUAACAUGUGCCUGUUCCUACGUGUGUGUGUGUGUGUGUGUGUGUGUGUGUGUAUGUGUGUGUAUGUGUGUGUGUGUGUUUUUAUUUUUAAACUCCAAAGAGGGGGAAGGAUUAGGAGAUUUUUGAGGCACUCACCUUUUACUCAAACAAAUCAUUCACUUCAGCUAAUAAAAGGAAUCUGACCCACAUGAACUUUUAGUAAAGGCUGGUUGUUAAGCAAAAAAGAAAAAAAGGUUCAGCCCCCAUUCACAUGUAUGGAUGGAUGGAUAGAUGGAGAGAAGGAAUCAACAACUGGAUUGCCACACUUCAAUCACCUCAGGCCACAAUCUGCUGUCUACAGGACCUCAAUAAAAUAUUCACACCUCACAUGUUGUGAAGUUGCAGCCAUAAACCAGACUACUUUAUCUUGAUUUUAUGCAAACAAACCAACGGGUGUUGCACGAAAGUGGGAGGAAAAUAAUACAUCCUUAACAUGACACUGCCACUGCCGUGUUGCGACGGGGCCAUCAGAUUAAAGCAUCUGGUCUUAAAGUGCCUCUAUUCUGCAGCUUUCAGAUCAAUCUCUGCUCCAACACAUCUGAAUCAAGUGACUGCUUAAUUACCAGGCCUUCACAAGGGAAGUAAUUCAACGUUUUGCUUCAGCAGAGCACUUUGCUCCGCACCGGCUGCUCGGCGGCGCCGCGGCGGACAAUCAUGGACCACAGGCCCGUCCCGAGGAGACGGACCGGAGCCGUCCGACAUCUGCUGCAGCUGGCGUGCGUCGUCCUCGCCUGCAGCUCCCAGCUUCUGAUGGUGGAGGCGAAUUCGUGGUGGUCUCUAGGUCUGACCCCUAUCCAGCGGCCCGAGAUGUACAUCAUCGGCGCUCAGCCCCUCUGCAGUCAGCUUUCUGGCCUUUCACAGAGUCAGAGGAAGCUGUGCCAGCUGUACCAAGACCACAUGAGCUACAUCGGAGACGGAGCGAGGACGGGCAUCAAGGAGUGCCAGUACCAGUUCAAACAGAGGAGGUGGAACUGCAGCACUGUGGACAGCACGUCCGUGUUUGGACGGGUCAUGCACAUCGGCUCAAGGGAGACGGCAUUCACGUACGCCAUCAGCGCGGCCGGUGUCGUCAACGCCAUCAGUCGGGCGUGCCGCGACGGCGAGCUCUCCACGUGUGGCUGCAGCCGCGCCGCCCGGCCCCGCGACCUGCCGCGCGACUGGCUGUGGGGAGGCUGCGGCGACAACGUGCAUUACGGCUACCGAUUCGCCCGGGAAUUUGUCGAUGCCAAGGAGCGGGAGAAGAAUUACCCGCGCGGGUCCAGAGAGUACGCCCGAAUGCUCAUGAACCUGCACAACAACGAAGCGGGGAGACAGGCCGUCUACAACCAAGCGCAUGUCGCCUGCAAGUGUCACGGAGUCUCCGGGUCCUGCAGUCUGAAAACUUGUUGGCUUCAGCUGGCCGACUUCAGGCGAGUCGGAGAAUUUCUGAAAGAGAAAUACGACAGUGCUGCGGCCAUGCAGAUUGGACGCAAGGGGAAGCUGGAGCUGAAAGACAAGCGCUUCAACAACCCGACACCUGAGGACAUGGUCUACAUUGACACAAGCCCCGACUACUGUCUCCGGAACGAAACCACGGGCUCUCUGGGAACGCAUGGCCGCUACUGCAACAAAACCUCAGAGGGCAUGGACGGCUGCGAGCUGAUGUGCUGCGGCAGAGGGUACGACCAGUUCAAGACAUACAAGCACGAGCGCUGCCACUGCAAGUUCCACUGGUGCUGCUACGUCAAGUGCCGGCGCUGCACGACUCUCGUGGACCAGUUUAUGUGCAAAUAGCACAAAACGGCGGGUGAACUCUGACCCAAAGAAAUGGGAGAGGAAGGAGGAGGUUAUGAAGAAUGAUGAUAUCCAUUUUAAUAUAAAGAGCUGAUCAAUGGACUGAUAUAUAUAUAUAUAUAUAAAAAAGAUGUCCAAUAUUCUGAUCACGGUCCUGACGGAAGAACAAAACGGCACAAACGAGGAUGAAAGGGAAAAACAGACCAGGUUUCAAUCCCUUAAAGUGGGGACACAUUGAACUGUGUGAGCUGAAGAGAUGAAAAUAAAUAUAUAAUUAAGAAAGAAAGAAAUCUACAGCGUACACAUUUUAACUUAAAGAGACUUGUGUUUGUUUUAAAGUAUGAAGCAGCCUUGAUUCCUCUGAUUCCUGCUGCUUUUUUAAUGCAAGAGCACUGCUAACAUCACUGUAUGCACUCCCAUCCCACUGGCAGGAGCAAAGAAAACUACAACCAGCAGAAAGGGAACAAGUCAAGGUGACAAUGAACCCAAAGUGCCUUGUAGAAGUAUUCAUACCAGUUCAACUAUUUUUCACGUUUCAUCCAAAAACUGGAUUUUACGUGACAAACCAACAAAAAGUGGUCCAUAGAUAUGCAGUACAAGGAAAACAAUCCACAUUGAGACAUUUUUUUGCUGGAAUUAUAGUUAUAAAUAACAUUCUGCCCUGAACAAGUUUGAUGUUGUUGUUAGGAUUUUGCAAGCAUCUCUCCCUGUCCAGUAGACAACACUCUGCUAUUACUGAAAAUAAAGAGAUCAGGCUCACUUCUCUGAGCUUUACUGAGAGCUUUUCCGCACCAGAAAAUCUAUUUUUGCUAACUGCGUUAUAGUGUGGGACUCCAAGCAUGAUGAUUCCACCACCAUGUAGGGAUUAAAGCAAUCAUGUCCAGUUUUAGGGUCUGUCAGACUUUUUUUUUUACUAAAAUGCUUUCUGUCUUUCACUGGCCAAAUCACCUGCUUCCACAUAUUUGCUCUGCUCCCUUCAUGGCUUUUUGCAACGUGAAUUUCUUAAGGGACUUGCACACCGAAUGCAGCACCAGCUCCACCUCUGAAAUCCAUUCAUUUGUGCUUCAUGCUCCGUGCAACAAUGUUUCGUUUUUCGCUUCUUUCUUUUUUCCUGCGCCGAGCGAACGCCAAUGCACUGCAUCUCCUCCCUCAGCAUUGAAGUGCAAGCAGCUCGGCACGGCUUGCGUUGCACUCAGGUUAAAGUCGAUAUUUGUUGCACUUUGACUGCAGUUACACAGCGACAGAUCCUCGCUUGGUCAAUACAUACAAGAUAUCUGUCAAACGGCUCCACACUGAGUAGAAAGCAGCCUGUUAAUAUGGAAACCAAACUCCUUCACUUGGUCUCUAAAGGGUUACAUGUUUCUUUUUUAUCUUCUUCCCUGUUGUUGGUUUUGGCACAAAGGAAAUGUAAGAUUUGCAACUCAAACAUAAUAAUAAUAAUACUUUUUAUUGUGAAACUCUGCCUCUUGUUGUGUUGUACUUUGCUAUGGAUGAACAGAGCCCAGCACCAUCAGUGUUGCUUCCACUUUUCCAGGAUUCACUGCUGUGAAGCUCAAAGGAUGCUGUUUGUCUUUCUUCUCGUCACUCUUCCUUCAAGGCCAGAUUUAUUAGUUGACCUCUAAUCUCUAUUCUACCUGUCUGAUUAUGAUCAUGUCUUGAAAGGUUUGCAGUUCUUGUAUCUAUUUUUAGAUGAUGGAUUGAACAUCUUGGUGAGAAGUUCCAAGCUUGAGAUAUUGUUUCAUAACCUAACUCGGCUUGAACCUUCUCUACAAUCUUUUCCGUGACCUUUCUGCUUUAUUCCUUAUGUUUUCAGGAUGCCAUUUGUUCACUAAUGUCUCCAACAAAUCUCUAAGGCUUUCGAAGAUUUGUUGAGUUUGAACUGAGAUUCACCUAAGUGCAUAUGUACUUAGAAGAUCUCUCACGGUUCAGGGAAAGGAGGGCUGGUUACAUCUUUCGGUUUUUAAUCUGUAGCCAAAAUAGAAAGGUUCAUGUCGUUUUCCUUCCGCUUCAUAAUUACGUUCCACUUUGUAUUUAUGUAGCAAAUCCCAAUAAGAUACAUUGCAGUUUGUAGUUCUGAAGUGACAAAAUGUGAACAAGGAUAUUGAAUAUUUUUGCAAGGCACUGCAAAGAGAGGGACUCCAGAUACUUCACUCUUUUUUUUCUUUUUUUUUUGUAACAAACUUUAGGAGAAAAAGAAGAGCUCACAUAAAUCCAGUUCUAAAUGCCUGACCCUGCAGCAACAUCAGCAAAGUGCUAACAAUAAUUCUCAAAAGGACACGGCGCACUCCCCUUUGUGUCGGUGACCUGACAAAUGAUCCUGUGAUCGGGUUAAUGAGGCCUGCUGCUUGCAGCCAUCUUGACAUUGUUGCUGUUUAAGUGGGCAGCUUGCUGUCUAGCUCCAUAACCUUCACAUCAGGUGAAGAAAGCACCCAGUAGAGAGAUGAACAUGUUGGACUGGCCUUAAUGAAGACAUGCAAAGAGACGCGUUCGGUUCCAAGUGGACCUUUUUCAUCUGACGAUGUCAAACAAGAUGUCAAGUGUUGUGUCGACUUGGUGUUUUUGCCAGGACUGUGACACUUUGUGACACUUUGUGACACUUUGUGACUGUGAAUCAGAUAAUAGACGUGUUUGUGGACACAUGAGGACUGAAUAUGCUGUGGAAAAUAAAUGCAAGAAGAAACGGAAGAACUGGACUGCAAUUCCUUACAAGCAACGUUCAAGAACUUGGUGCAUAAGAAUCUAUAUUUUGUUGGUGUUUAUAAGCUUAUGAUGUUUUCUAUGUUUUAUACAUGCAUAUUACUGUGUAUUCUUUUGAUAAAGUAGACUUUGAAAGUGAAGCUUUCUGUCUGCUGCAGUUCUUCUCCUCUACAGCUAAACCUUUUUUUUUUCUUCUUUUUUUUUACCUGGUUGCAUUAUUUUGCAAUAGGGUAAAAAAUGUCAGAAAAUGCAGAGUUUGAGAAGGUCUGUACACACAACAGAGAAACAAAAAAGGAGAAUUUGUUACUUUAAUUUUCUGAACGUUGAAUCUUGAAUCUUCUCUCAUACAACCUUCCAUCCUAGUAUUUAUUUUUUUUUUUUUUACUAAAGAUGCAUAAAUUUGUUUUCUUCUUGGUGAUGUUUUUGUUCUGGUUUUGAUUAGUGAUCACUUGUCUAUUUAACAUACAACUAUUUUGGAUUUUUACCUAAAGUUUUACAUCAGAACUUGCUGAUUUUCCAGCUAAAUUUUCCCCAUAAUUUUUUCCUGCCUUUUCCGCUGAAGACUUUUGAUUCCAACAGAUGGCCAGGCAGACUGUCUGUCUGUCCCUACAAACUCCUUGUUUGUUCUCAAUCUCUGUCCCACAACAUUCAUUUUCCACAUUUAAAAAACUAAGCAUGAUUCCCAUAAAUACCAUCAAGAUGAUCUUAAGUUGUCUCUUAACAUUUGUUUGUCAGUGUUUUUCAAUGUUUAGCGCUGAAUGUCGAGGCUAAUCGGGUCAGAACAGUGACCUUACUAACAAUCCCAUUACUUGCAGCUGCUUGCAGGUAAUUGGAUUAGACAACUGACCAGAGCGGCACGAGUGACCUGCACCCCUGUGUAUGAGAAAUCCUCCUCACCGGACGGAGGACGGUGAAUGUCUGGGGUCAUCUGUUAUUGUAGACAAACUCUCAAUGCCUAUUGGAGCUGGAAACAUAAUAAUCAGUAAAAAAAAGUAACUGAUAAUCUACAAAGUGUGCCGUAUAUGUCGUUCAUGACAUGUGUGAGGCUCUAGCAAGAUUGGAUCAGUGAAAGUGUAACCUUCAGGCCCAUCUAAUCCUCCUGGCCUGACAGCCAUCUGUUUACAAAGUGCUGCCAGCUUGAAUUUGCACAAACGGAAAACAAAACACUCGGUGAGGAUUUCCACCCUCAUGUUGCUUUAUAUUAAAUGUUUUUUUUUUUGUAUUUUCUUAACUUUAGGGGUGAGGCUGUUUUUUGAAACCUGGUGGUUGCAGAGAAUCACAGAGUUUCUCUUUGGACUUCAGUUCCUCUCCAGCUUAGUCCCAUAAAGCCUCGACUCGAACCCAUCUUCAAGUUCACAGACUUCAGCUACAACCCAGAUUUUUUUUUUUUUUUUCGGUUGGUGGCUGCACCCCUCAGUCCUUCUGUCCUGCUCCAGCUGAGCUUCUUAUUGCUUUCAAA
Molecule: messenger RNA, 8062 nt
Organism: Poecilia reticulata (guppy)
Lineage: Eukaryota; Metazoa; Chordata; Actinopteri; Cyprinodontiformes; Poeciliidae
Source: RefSeq, a predicted model, not a curated record